CCUAGAAUUUUCCAGAUAACCAAGCAAUAUAAAUGAUGGGUGUUCUGUUGAGUUUUCACAUUCUGAACAUCAGAGUGGUUUGCUGUGAAAUCCUCCUGGCUGUAAGGUUGCUCAUAUCUCUGGAAGAAUGAAGGCUGGUUACAGGUGUCUGCUUUUCCACUGCGUUUUGUUGUCUGUCACUUUUAUGUGCCAUGGAAAAGACCUGUUCUUCAAUGACAAUGGAAACCUCAUACUCCCGGGGUCCUACAAUAUUCCAUGGAUGUCAGGCAUCGAGGAUUUCCGCGCCCUCUCUCUCCUCACCAUCCCUGGCACCCAUGAUAGCAUGGCCCUGUACGGAGGUCCAGAGCUCGAAUGCCAGUCCUUGUCCCUGAAGGAUCAGCUCAGGGCUGGCAUUCGUUUCCUGGAUCUCAAAGUGUUUGGACUGGGUAACACCCUCUAUGUCAUGCAUGGAGUGAUGUACCAACACAGCACUCUCAAGGACGUCAUAGACACUGUCCAGGCUUUCCUGUCAGAGUUUAAGACCGAGGCUGUGCUCAUUAGAGUGCAACCAGAGUCUUUUGAGAAGACCACUGUAAAUGAAAUGGUGCAGAGUCUGAUUGGCAAUGACCAGCGUUUCUGGGUGUCCUCUGCAAUGCCAACUAUGGGUCAGAUUAGGGGGAAAAUUGUCUUUUUGCAGAUGAACACCUUCACACUUGGAAUUCCCCUUAUUGAUACAAAUGGGAAAGGUAACACCAAAGUCACCAACGUUAACGAUAAAGACAACAAAAUAAUCAAGCAGCUGAACCAAGCCACUCUAGCCUGUGGAGGUGAUAAUGCUGUUGUGACUUACACUAGCGGCACUGGCUUUGGUACUUUCUGGGGAAUGUUUCUGACUCCAAAAAGAGUGGCUGAAAAGGUAAAUCCAUGGCUCAAUCAAUACCUGAGACAGUUUUACCCUAAUCAGCCCAGACCAUGUUUUGGUAUCAUUGCCAUGAACUUCCCUGGCAUUGACCUCAUUCAAACUGUUGCCAACUUAAACAUAAAUGGGUGGUGAUGGCGCAGCGGAUAAGACGCAUGCAGUAAUUUAAACUGGUAGAGGUUCAAUAAUUAUGUGCACCAUUCAUUUGAAAGGUUGAGUGUUUGGAUCUGAUGGAUCACUAUGAAGUUCCUGUAUCUUUCCUAUCUGUACACACUCUGAUACAGAUGAAAUAUCUGGAACUCCAAAAUGUAAUCUAAAAAAUGAUCUCAUUGUCUUUGUCAGUUGUAUCCACUGUGUAAUUUUGGAAGCAAAUGGAAGCAAAAUGUUUUGCCCAUAAUUAUGACAAAAAUAAAUUUCAUUUUAUCCUCACCUGAA
Molecule: messenger RNA, 1333 nt
Organism: Micropterus dolomieu (smallmouth bass)
Lineage: Eukaryota; Metazoa; Chordata; Actinopteri; Centrarchiformes; Centrarchidae
Product: 1-phosphatidylinositol phosphodiesterase-like
Exons: 3
Coding region: 128-1033 (301 amino acids)
Biological process (GO): lipid metabolic process
Molecular function (GO): phosphoric diester hydrolase activity
Source: RefSeq, a predicted model, not a curated record